Messenger RNA from Macrosiphum euphorbiae (potato aphid), 1056 nucleotides. Lineage: Eukaryota; Metazoa; Arthropoda; Insecta; Hemiptera; Aphididae. The record is from the annotation of a GenBank genome assembly.
AUGGCAGAUACAACGGUAGACAUAUGCCCCACGAUAAACAAGGAUCAGGUUGCGGAAAUUUUGAAAAACGAUUACGGAUUUAUCAAUGGAAAAAUCAAAGAAUUGGAUGGUUACGAUGAUAAAAACUAUCACAUUACAGAUGUUAAAAAAUACACUGAAGAAAUUGAAUUUCCUACAGACGGAAUAGUCAUAAAAUUCAUAAAUUCAAUAGACUCGAAGAAUUUGUUACUUCUAGAUGCACAAACCAAACUAACUCAGCAUCUUGAACGUUCUGGAAUAUAUUGUCCAAUACCUGUGUUCAAUAAAUAUGGAGAAAGUUAUCGGUCUUACAUUCUAGAUAAUAAAAGACACGCAGUCAGAGUCUACAAAUAUGUUAAAGGAGAAACUAUGAAUAAAGUUAAAAUCAAUUCUGAAAUAACUACCAAUUUUGGUUUUUAUGUUGGUCAUUUAACAUCAAUUUUAAAGACAUUUAAUCAUGAUGGAUUCCAUCGAAGUCAUAUGUGGGCUCUAGAGAAAUGUCCAGAAGUUCUAAAAUUUGUAGAAGUUUUUGAUCAAGAAAAACAACGACAAACAAUAACCACAGUAAUAAACAAAUUUGAGUCUGAUGUUUUGUUAAAAGCUGAUCAUCUUGAAAAAAGUGUUAUUCAUGAAGACCUCAAUAUGAAUAAUAUAAUCAUGAAAGACAACGAAAUAAUUGGUAUUAUAGAUGUAGGUGAUGUUGUCCAUUCAUUCACAAUUUUUGAUUUUGCUGUAGCAUUAUGUUACCUAAUUAUGCAUGAAUUUAAAGACAAUAAUGCCAAGUUAUCUAAUAUACAUAUUAAGAAUUUUGUUCAAGCUUAUGAAAAACAGUACAGAAAUUUAAAUGAUUUUGAAGUCUCCAUAAUACAUACUUGUGUAUGUGCCAGAAUUUGUCAAAGUUUAGUUUUGGGUAAAAAAUCAAGCCUGAGAGAUUUAUCAAAUAGUUACAUACUAUCUACACAGAAGAACGGGUGGAGAGCAUUAGAAGAAUUAAUGAACAUUGAAGACGACAAAUUUGUUGUGUUACUGAAACAUUAG